AUGUCAGCACUAAGUUUGCGAAACGAACGACCAGACGACGUGUCACGCCGCGCCAGGUGGCCUUGGCAAGUACACAAGAUGAACUUGGAUUUGUUGUGGGAGCACGAGAAGCGACGCGUGGCGGACGGAGGGGGGGCGUUGAUGUCGUCUAUGGCGUCUGUGACAGACUCGGACGUCGGUGACAUUGAACUCACCAAGAAGACCAAACCGACGCUAUUGAAGUUUAAAAAGCUCGGCCCAGCGGGCGCUCAGACCAGCUUCCUCGACAGUAAUCAAUGCAUUCCACACUUGUGUACCGACGACACGAUCUUUGAACGAAGCGGAUACGCCCUCGACUACGAAGGGCAUAUGAACAAACGGCUCAACCAACCGCCGCCCAGCUACCACACCACCACAUCGCCAUCCGCGGGCGGCGUUCCGACGUCCAUCAAUUCCCACACAAGUAGCCAUGCGACGCACCAGAGUAGUACCGACGAGUCCAACAAAAAGCGCGCGAUAGACGCCUCCAAGAGGAAACCAUCGACGCCACUCAAAGCCGUCUCCGUCAUCGCGGCAACAGCCACGACGACUGCUCCAACUGGCGCAUCUUCACCGCUCCCGGCUCGGCACGACAAACUCUCGCUCAACUCACUCCUCAAAACCGCCCACACGACGGCGCAGCAACCUACGCACCAGCGCACCGAGGUGGAUCCGACAUCCAAUGCUCCUCCCAAGGCGUCGGCAGAGCGCACGAUCCAGCGGUACGUGGGGGAUUACUUUUCUACCCGCGGUGAAUACGUCGAUGGAAUGCUGUACAUGUCCCGCAUGAAAAAGAGUCAUGUGAUUCUGUACGGCUCGACCCCUUUGUCAUCAUCCCAUGUCGGAGCCUCUUUGUCCGCUGCCGGGCCCCCAGUCCAAGCGCUGGAUGGUGUCAAGUUGAAGGAAACCCUCGCGUCAGCAGCCUUGGCGACCGACAAGGCCGAUGGCAACAACGAUAACGACGUACCUGCCUUGUCGUCCCCUGUCUCGACCACCGUCGGGGGCGCGUCCGUGAAAUCCACACAAGCCCAACGGUGCGCGUCCACGCUGGCCAACUGGAGCUCCAACCCGGCGAACGCAAGGGUGAUGGUCCAGGAGGGGGUCGUGCAGGCCGUGAUGGUACUGAGCCGAAACGACGACGUGGCCACGCGCAUCCACUGUGUCACGACGUUCAUGAACCUGUCCAACGUGUCCGAGCUGCGACAGGGGAUCAUCCAGCUCGGCGCCGUCAAGACCCUCGUCGCAGUCUUGAGCGGGUGUGACGACCGCACGCUACAGACCGCGUGCGCGCUGACGCUGUGCAACUUGUGCUGCCUGGCGGGGGAAGAGGUGACUCUGGUCGCAGACAGCGCCGUCGGAGCGCUCAUGGCGCUGAUGAAUGACGCGCCGGGCGUGGCCGCGAUUUCGGAGCGCGCACUUUUCAACUUGACAUGCGUGGCCGAGCCGUACGCGCAGAUUGACGUCGUGGUUAAAGCGCUCGUGUCCCUCGCGUCGUCGUCGUCCAUGAUGAUGGCCUCGGGGGGCGGUGGCAGUACGAGUGGAGCCAUGUCCGGCAUGGGCAACGCCGUGGUGCGGGAACGAACGCUGCACAUGUGCGCGAUGGCGUUCGUGAACUUGAGCAACAUGAAGCGCGUCCGGUCGAGGUUGAUGGAGGAGGGCAUUGUGCCGGCCAUCUCGGCGCUGCUGCGGUCGCAUAGCUUGGAUGUCAAACACUGGGCCGCGUACGUGCUGUGCAACAUCGCGUCGAUGCGGUCCUGUCGGGUUGAGCUGGUCACGAAAGGCGCGCUCAACAUUCUCGUGGCUCUCGCGCCGCACCCGACGCUGCCCCCCAAGACGCUCCACGUCAUCGGGACGAUCCUUUGCCACUUAAGCAAAGAGCCGUCGAUCCGGCAUCGGCUGGUCGUGGAGGGGUUACUGUCCGUCGUGGCGGCGAUCGGGCAGGCCCAGGGCGUCGGAUCGACGCUGGUGCUGAUUGCGUCCGACGACAUCCGGCGAGUGUGUGCAACUGCGAUCCACAACUGCUCGUGCAGCGACGACACCCGCGUCAAGCUCGUUGAGCGGGACGGCGUGGCAGUUCUCACGGCGCUGUCGGCGGGCUGCGGAUCCCCCGACGUUCGGCGGAUGUGCACGUUGGCGCUGUGCAACUUUCUCAUGGUGAAACAAGCGGCGAUGGAAGUCGUGGGGUGCGGCGCCGUGACGUCGCUCUUGGACCUGGCCAUGCAACCGGACACCCCCCUCAACAGCCAACUGCUGUACGCGACGGCGUUCUACAACCUGUGCCACAACCCGAUCUCCCGAGACUCGAUCGGCACCACAGGGGGCGUCGCUGCCCUCGCCGCGCUCUGCACAGCCAACCUCCCGCCUCCGUCCCCGACGUCAUCCCUCGCGGUCGGCGUGCUCACGCUAUGUGCCGCGUCGCUGUGCUACCUCGCCGCCGAUGACAGCACGAGGCUGUACGUGGCGACCGCCGACGUCGUGCACGUCGUCACGCGCAUGUUGCAAACGUCCGCUUCGCAAGCCGCCGCGUGCGUCCCCAUCCAGCGCUUCGGUGUGGCCUGCCUCAGCAUGCUGUCUCAAGACCAACUGUGUGCCACGUGGAUCCUCGACGAAUGCGGCAUCGACGCCAUCCUCGCAGCCUGCGCCAACAGCCGCGACGUGGAGACCAAGGCAUGCUGUUGCGACCUCUUGGCGUCGCUGAGCUACCACACCCACUGUCGACAAAAACUGGUUAGCAUUGGUGUGCUUCCGUCGUUGACAAAGCUGGCCAAGCUGCGGGAUCCUGACAUCCAACGCCGCUGUGCCACGGCGAUUGGAAACCUCGCGAGCGAAGCGUCCGUGCACGACGCACUCCUUGCCGCCAACAUUGUGCACGUUCUGUCCAUUUUAAGCAAUUCGUACAGCGAGGAGAGUCAAAGCGAUUGUGCAAAGGCGCUGUGCAGCUUGUCGACAACCCCAGGCUUUGAAACCAAACUCGUGGCGGAAGGGGCUGUGGGCGUGCUGCUCAUGAUCUGCGCUGUACGCUCCGGGAGCUUGGCUACCAAAGAAACAUGUGCUCGCGCCUUGGGCAACCUCCUCACCUCGUCAACAAUGGACGCAAUGUUGCACGAAGGUCUGGCAAAGCUCCUUCCAUCCCUUGCCAAGGGGGGAGACGGCCCCGCCUCCCCCGUUCCAGCCACCAUCUUUGCCAAGCUCCUCCGACAUCCCCACGCGCGCCUCGCCAUCUGUUCCGAGUCCCAAGCGUUGCGUACCCUCUUUGCAUACAUGUCCCGAGACGGGCACGACGCCGCCACCAUCGACCUCCUCAGCUCCAUCGUGUGCGACCUUCUAGUGCAUGCCAACACGCGACACAAAGCAGUCGAAGAUGGUCUCGUCGCCGCCGUGGUGGACCUCGCCCGGCGAACCCAGUGGUCGAACGCUCGACUGGUGGCCGCGCUGCUGCUCCUCGCCGCCUCUGACGACACGCGCAUGGAUGCAGUCCAAGACGACAGCGUCCACAUGCUCCUUGCGUACCUCGAGCCAUCGUCUGGCCAUGACGUGGCGAGCCCUGUGACGUGGACGGUCGUCACGGCGCUAUGCCAUUUGGGGUGGCACGACGUCACCCGCAGUCACUUGCACGACCCCCGUGUCGUGGUCGCGCUGGUGACCCUCGUAUUGCCGCGCCUGCUCACCCUUCUCCAAGACCCCUCCGCCGCCUCAACCACCCCCGCCUCCACCGUCUUGGACGCGACGCUGCUCACGCUUGCGUCGCUGUCGUUCCGGCCAGACCACGCCAACACGAUGCUACAGCAUGGGAUCUGUCUGGCCCUUGUAGGAGUCGCCACGCUCCCGGCACUUCCCCCGCUGCACCGCCGUCUGGUGUGUCUCCUUCUGCGGCAAGUGAGUCACGCCGACUCGUUCCACGCCCUCCUCCACGUCCGCGACUCGAGGCAGCCCGUCCUCGCCCUCGUGUGCACACUGUGCUUGCAUCCGUCGUCCGGUUUCUUGGACGACGUCGCCGCGUUGGAUUGUGCGGAUGCGUUGUGCAGCAUUGCUGCCGCCGACGGUCUUGCCCCCAAGCUCGUGGUUGAGGAUUUCGUCGGGUCAAUCGACGCCCUGCUCCACCUGUCGCCGUCGCCCGACAUCCAGUGGCGCUGCACCGCGGCCCUGUACAUGUUGUCCAACGAGCCGUCGUGUCGAAAGGCCAUGGUAGACCUCCACUGUACCAAUACUCUCGUCCGCGUGGCGCGCUCCAGUGCCGCCAACCACCCCACGUUGCAAAUGUGCACUUUGACGUUGAUGCAUUUGUCUGUCGACGCUGGCAACGCCGCCGCCCAAAUGGUCGCAGAGGACGCCGUGUCGGCGUUGUUGCACCUGUCGACGUUCGACAGCGACGUGACGCGGGAUGCGUGCUCGCUGGCCCUUGCCAACCUCUCGCACGAGUCCCCGCCCGUGCCAUCGGGAUCUGUUUUGGCGCUAAUCCAUCUGAGCAUGCAUGGAAAGUCCACAACGUCGUCGAGUCCGACAAGUGGAGGAGGUGUGGCGCACCCUCCGCACAUCACGACCCCCCACCACGAGUCGAACGCGGCACCGCCAGUCUACACGUACGACGAGGUGGACUAUGCGACGAUGAUGGCAGCCAAGUACAUGGCUGACGUGGCGGACCGGCAGCCCCCGAUUCCCCACCUGCCCACGAUCACCGUCGAUCCGGAAAGCCUGCAUGCAUCUAUGGACAACCCAGGUGGCGGUAGCUCCAACGUGACCAGUUCCAGUGCCCACGACCACGACGAACUGUCGACGGCGCAGCAGCUCGUGUUUCAGAAGAUCGAGCCUACUGACCCCACCCAUCUUGGCGGCGGCGGGCUCGACGGUGGCGGCGCUGGUCUCUUGGACGACCUGCAGGAAGAGCACGAAGCCAACUGCGACGACAUGGCGUCACCCGCGUCCCCCGAGCCGAAGCACGGGGACGGGAACAGCGACGGGGUGGGCAGCCACGGACGCGCCGGCAGCUGCAGCAGCAGCACCACCUCCAGCCACGACAAGUCGUCGAGGCAGCUGCUCAAUCACAGGCGCACGACCAAGGGACUGCUCAAGAAACGAUCGAACAUCGCCAUGCUGGUGGUCAACGCGCCGGGCAGUUUUCGCGCGAAAAAGUCAUCCGACUCGGAAAUCUAUCGCCUGAAGAAGCGCCCGUCCAAAGUCGUCGGACUCAGCGCUACUAAUGUUCCAUGUAGUAGUAGUACUAGUAGUCUUAGUAGUAGUAGUACUAGCCAUGGUGGGCUAGCUCCGUCGUCGUCGUCCCGCGUCCACACAGCCGCCAAGAAAGGCGUGCAACCGCUGCCGCCAGAUGUCCAAGACGUUGUGCAGAACGCAGACGAUUUGCGACAGCAAGCGCGUAAAAUGGGCUUGUGGAGCUAACAACUGCUA
Molecule: messenger RNA, 5421 nt
Organism: Aphanomyces astaci
Lineage: Eukaryota; Oomycota; Saprolegniomycetes; Saprolegniales; Verrucalvaceae
Exons: 6
Coding region: 1-5412 (1803 amino acids)
Biological process (GO): nucleus-vacuole junction assembly
Molecular function (GO): protein-membrane adaptor activity; protein binding
Source: RefSeq, a predicted model, not a curated record